This is a messenger RNA of Astyanax mexicanus (Mexican tetra), 3353 nucleotides long. RefSeq names its product gastrin/cholecystokinin type B receptor. Bases 109 to 1329 code for a protein of 406 amino acids. Gene Ontology annotation, biological process: neuropeptide signaling pathway. Gene Ontology annotation, cellular component: membrane. Gene Ontology annotation, molecular function: peptide binding; G protein-coupled receptor activity. The transcript has a single exon. Lineage: Eukaryota; Metazoa; Chordata; Actinopteri; Characiformes; Acestrorhamphidae. The record is from RefSeq and is a predicted model, not a curated record.
UUUUUAACAUCUAAUGGAAAGGUGUAUUUUUUAUUUUUAAAUCCAUUUUUUGUGGUUUGUUUGUUUUUGGAGUUUGAAUUAAUGAAACGAGGCUGAAAGGAUGAGGACAUGAAUUUUUCAAGCCUCUUCGCCACAUCGGGACCCCCAGGUCUCUCCAACUCGUCCCUCCGGACCCCCAGCAGCCACAACAGCAGCGCGUCUGUUCCUGCUCACCCUCCUUUACCUCCCUCUCCGCUUCCUCCUCCUCCUCACCCUCACCUCCCCCCUAUGGACGUGCUGUUCUCCGGGCGCGAGCCUGGCACGGUUCUCCUGGCGCUGAUGUACGUGGCCUCGUUCCUGACGGGUCUGGCGGGGAACGUGACGGCUCUGCUUGCGCUGGGUGGCGGGAGGAAGGGCAGCAGGAUGAAGGUGCUGAGGAUGAGGAGCGCGUCCUCCGCCACGCGGCGCCUGCUGGCCAACCUGGCAGCGUGCGACACCCUGGUGGUGUGCGUGUGCAUGCCGGCCAAUCUGGGCCACCACGUGCACCGCGCGUGGCCGUUCGGGGAGCCGCUAUGUCGCGCGGUGCCCUUCGUGCAGGCGGUGUCGGUGUCGGCCAGCGUGCUCAGUCUGGCCGCGCUGGGACUCAGCCGCUACUGCGGCGUCCACAGCCCGUUGCGCGCGCGCCACGCCUUCACGGGGGCGCGCGUGGGCGUCGUGAUCGCCGCCGUGUGGGCCGUGUCGUCGGGACUGUGCCUGCCGCUGCUCUUUACCAACGAGACGCGCACGCUCGAGCUCCCGGACGGCGCGCGCUCCGUGACGCUGUGCGUGGAGAGCUGGUCGGAGGCGCGCCUGCGCCAGGGCUACAACUUCCUUCUGUUCUGCGCGCUCUACGCCUUCCCCGUGCUCUUCAACCUGGUCAUCUGCUCGCUCACCGUGCGCAAACUCUGGGGGGCAAAGCACGAGGCCGCCGAGUUCGGAUUCACCCGCUCGGGUUCGCGCCUGGAAACGCGCAAGAGGAUCGCCAAGAUGGUGCUGGUGCUCGUGUUGCUCUUCACCUUCUCGUGGCUGCCGCUGUACGUGGUGGACAUCUGGCUGGACUUCCACAUGCCCGCGGACCGGGGGGGCGUGCCGGAGCGCGUGGAGCACGAGUGGGUGCUGCAGGGCCGGCCGUUCGCGCAGUGGCUCGGACUCACCAACUCUGCGCUGAACCCGCUCUGCUACUGCUUCGUGGGCGAGCUGAGGCGAUCCGCGCGCAGACUGGCCGCCAGCUACAGGCUGAGGGUCUCCGGACUAUUCAGGAAGACCAAGGACUCAAAGAGCAGCAAGGCGCCCGAGAGGGAGUGUGUGUGAGCGCGCGUUACUGGUUAAAAUGGGAGUUCCACCAAUUUAACAUCGACCAUUUCAUUAAGAUCAGCCAUUCAUUAUAAUUUAGAUCAGCCGUUCAUUUAAGAUUAACCAUUCAGUUAUGACCAGUCAUUUAGUUAGGAUCAAUCAUUCAGCUAAGAUCAGCCAUUCAACUAAGAUCAGCCAUAUAUUCAGUUAAAGUCAGCCAUUCAUUUAAGAUCAAUUAUUCAAUUGCGAUCAGUCAUUCAUUCAUUUGAUCAGUCAUUCAAUUAAGAUCAGUCAUUCAUAUUCAGUUAAGGUCAGCCAUUCAUUUAAGAUCAGUUAUUCAAUUAAGAUCAGUCAUUCAUUUAAGAUCAGUCAUUCAUUCAUUUAAGAUCAGUCAUUCAAUUAAGGUCAGUCAUUCAUUCAUUUAAGAUCAGUCAUUCAUUUAAGAUGAGUCAUUCAAUUAAGAUCAGCCAUUCAUUAAAGAUCAGUCAUAAUGCCACACCCUUCCAUCCAAUAUCAACAGGGAGUCCAAAAGUCUAAGACCACUGAAACAAAAAAAAACAUUUUUUCCUAAUUUAACAAAAAAAAAAAUAUUUUCUGUAAAAAACGUAACUUAACGAAUUUCAGAAUGUGUUUGAUGUGUGUCCAAUCCUUGCCAUAAUGAUGAUUACAGUGGAGCUGAACAAACUCACAACAAAAAUUUGAUGAGGGGCUCAGAUCCAUCUCCGCUCUGAGGAGCUCAGACAGUUGAAAAGCUCACAUUAACAUAGAUUUGAAUUUUUUUUUUUUUAAGAGCAGAAAAUUAACAAUUAAAGUAUUACCUAAUUUACGUAACUAUACAAUUGAUAAUUUCCAACAAAUAACUGCAUAUCCACCAUUUCUCCCUUUUGGGAGAAAUCAGUUUUGCUUUUUUUGUAGAUUUAUUUACAUUAAAAAGUUUUAUGCAACAUAUAUAUCCUAAUUUAUAAAUGCAAUGGUCAUUUUAUUAAAACCAUUUUUUUUACCCACAGAAUUAUUGGACCGUGUUUAUUAUUAGAUUUUAAUAAAAAAUAUAUAAUGUGAUCUCAGAUAUUUAGACCCCACUAUUACCUCACUUGCAAUUAGUAAUGCAGAUCAAGUGAACCUCUGGUUCAUGCUGGGAGUGUACAGGGUUGAAGUAACACCUUCAUUAUCUCAGUAAUAUCUGGAUAAAUCCAAAACAGUUAUUAUAGGUGUUGAUUUAACAGAAGCGGGUGUAGAAGUGAGUAAGUAUGAAAGAUGCAUUUGCCUUAGGUUUAUGAAACGCCUACACUGCUAUAAUGAAAACCAUUUCAUUGAAUUACCCACUUCAUAUCUGUUCAAAUCGUUCUCGAGGUCAUGGGGUUCAUUGAACACUGUGUGUGUUAGGUGUAGCUGUGUGUGUGUGUGUGAGUGUGUGAUAGACAGAGAGAGAAAGAGAGAGAGACUGAGAAACAGAGAAAGAUUGGGAGAGUGAGGUGAGGUCAAGUGAGGAGGUGGGAUACGACAUACAAUCCUUAUAUCUAAAAUUUAAAAUUCGAAAUCAAUAUUUUUUGAGAAUCAAUUAAUGAUCAAUGUUUUUGAGAAUCAAUUAUUUUUUUGCAAAACAUGAUGUUGCAAGAUAUGUCAAAACAAGAUAUUUCCUUACAAGCCUUAAUUUAACAUUUGCCGGUGUUGCUUCAAUGCUGUGGAUUAUGCUGUGUUGUUACCCAAUACACAUCUCCAUUACUUUUAGGAUUUGAUUGAUUAAAGUCUUCAGGAGUGUCUUGCUGGACAGGGAUUGGUUUUAGUUUUGGACUAGACAGAAUUUUUACAGAAGAUUUUUUUUUUACUGAAAGGUAAAUGUCAUUGUUAUUAAAACAAUCCACAGUUUCUAGCUGGGAAUACCUUAGAUGUUAAUAUAAGAGGUUCAGAGAUACUUUAGCACUAUAGUUCUUCAUUCUCUUGAUCAGGUUUUACUGAACUGAGUCCAAUGUGUGGAAUUUACAACACAUUUUGUGUGUUUUGUUUGGCGUCUUUUAAUAUUAUUUUUAUAUGAAAUGGUGUAC